GGCCCGCAGACCUUCGCAAAUGUACCCUCGCGGCCGCCCGCUGGGGACCGACGCGGCGAAGCCGCAGCUUCGUCCUCUCCGCCGCGGCAGGCUGGGCAGGCCCUGCAGGAUGGCCCGCUCCGACAACGGCGGCGGCGCGCCGCAGCUGGAGCCCCGCGACGCUGCGCUCAGCAGCUGCUGCGGCGGCGAGCAGGCCCCGCCUCGCCGGGUACCGUCGGCCGUGCCGAGUGCAUGGCAGCUCGAGCUGGUGGACUGCGGUCUGGAGGGCGUGCUCUCCGCGCAGCCCGGCACGUCGGAUGGGCACCGCUCUUACCCGGGCCCAGGAGUCUUCUUCUCCUUGGGCGAGCCUCUGUGCACUCCCACAGAGGUCGCCCCGCCGCCCAGCACCCUCUACGGCGUCUACCUGGCGCUGCUGGGCGAGGACAGCAGGUUCAGGCACCGGCUUUGCGACGGAGUGAACCCCGAGGUGGCAGAAGUGCGACGGCUGCAAAGCCAGCCUGGGUGCGGCACCGCCCGAGCCAGGUGUCUAGCGUCCAUUCCGGUUCUGGGCAAGCGCACGUACCAAGAGACGUUGCGCAUUGCGCUGUGCAGGGACGGCGGGGUGAGCACCCUUGCGAUCCAGGUGGCCGGCACCCUGAAGGUCGGAUUUCCUGUGGGAGACUUCCUGACGGAGACGUUGCACCUCUUCACCCAGGCCGGCGACGAUUGCCCCGUGCAGCUGCAGAGCUGGGGCAUGGCCCAGCCCGGGGCCCAGCAGCGGAAGGCGCUGGACGGCAUGAAGGCCAAGCAUCGCGAGUACCUCGCGAACGUCCGCCGGGCGGUUCGCGAGGCCCUGCCGGGCUCGCUGCAGGCUCGCCCUCACGCUGCGCCGAGCACGCCGCCGAGCACGCCGAGCACGCGGGCGAGCACGCCGAGCUCGCUGCGGAGCACGCCGAGCUCGCUGCCGAGCGCGCCGAGCACGCCCGCCGGGGCGGCCCCGCCGAGCUGGCCGCGGCCUGCGGAGGGGCCCCCGGCGGAGGCGGAGGCCCGUCGGCGGGCCGGGCCCUCCUGGCAGGAGUGCCUCUCGGGCGGCUGCCUCGCCGGCCUGCGGCGCGCGGCGGCGGCCCCCGAGGGGCUGCUGCUCAUGCUGAUGUCGCUGCUCCUUGACUUGGUGUAGCGCCCCCGCCCACCCC
This is a messenger RNA of Prorocentrum cordatum, 1172 nucleotides long. Lineage: Eukaryota; Dinophyceae; Prorocentrales; Prorocentraceae. The record is from the annotation of a GenBank genome assembly.